Messenger RNA from Eruca vesicaria subsp. sativa (arugula), 567 nucleotides. The record is from the annotation of a GenBank genome assembly. Lineage: Eukaryota; Viridiplantae; Streptophyta; Magnoliopsida; Brassicales; Brassicaceae.
AUGAAGAAAUCGGUGCUCUCCUUGAUCUUUCUAUUGGUGCCUCGCGGUGGCUUUGAUUCGUCGGUGUCUGAUACUUUAUCUAAUCCCGCCGAUCAAUCUGGAGAUUCGAAUGAGCUCAUCGUUACUGAAGAUCUCGAUUUCGCUGGGCUAAGGCUUAUUAAAGUUCUAAAACGGCGUGCAUCAAACAUGUACAAGGUUCAAGAAGUCGUUGGGAAAGGAAACUAUGGUGUUGUGGCUUCUGCUCUAGACACACACACUGGUCAAAGAGUUGCUAUCAAAAAGAUAAACGAUGUUUUUAACCACGUCUCUGACGCAAAUAUGAUUCUCAGAGAGAUCAACUUGCUGUGGUUGCUUCGUCAUCCAGAUGUUGUGGAAAUUAAGCACAUCAUGCUACCUCUUACGCGCAGAGAGUUCUUGGAUAUUUACGUUGUGUUUGAGUUGAUAGAAUCUGAUCUUCAUCAGGUGAUUAAGGCUAAUGAUGAUUUGACUCCUGAGCAUUAUCAGUUUUUCUUGUACCAGCUUCUCUGUGGUCUGAAGUAUGUUCACGCAGGUAUAUUCCGCCAAUAA